AAAGAUAUUAAGUCCAGUAACAAAUGAAACAGGGCAUGGGCUUGUAAUUGGUCCUGGUCGGGAGGGAGAGAGUGUGUGAUGGUAGGAUGGUGGCAUCUUUGGUGUUACUGUCAGGUCAACACUCAUCGUAAGCAAGAUGAAUGAAGGACAACGUGUGGGCUGGGAUGACCAAUAGCUUUGAAGCUGCCAACCAACCCUCUUAAUCAGACUAAGUACAGUACAGAAGACUUGUGAUUUAGUUACCAAACUACUAAACUUUCUUUAUGAGGGUGAAGGCUUCUUAAGAGACAAUUAAUGUGUAGAUUCACAAGAUGUUCUAAGGCAAGCUGGUCUGAGCCAAAGAAGCCAGGGAGACCGGGGAGAGAGCCCCACCCACCAGCAAGGAUAUAUAAAAUCUCAGGAGUCUGAAGUGACAUUCACAACUCAGGAGGUAACUUCAGCAAGCUACCUGCAGCCCUCUGUCUGACAUCAUGUCCUUCAACUGCUCCACAAGAAAUUGCUCUUCCAGGCCCAUUGGAGGACGCUGCACUGGUCCAGUGACCCAAGUUACCACGACUUCCACCACUGAUGCUGACUGCCUGAGUGGCAUCUGUUUGCCCAGUUCCUUCCAAACUGGCUCUUGGCUCCUGGACCACUGUCAGGAGACCUGCUGUGGGCCCACGGCUUGCCAGCCAACCUGUUACCAGCGAACUUCAUGUGUCUCCAACCCUUGCCAGGUGACCUGCUCUCGACAAACUACCUGUGUUUCCAACCCCUGCUCAACUACCUGCAGCCGACCGCUCACCUUUGUCUCUAGUGGAUGUCAACCCCUGGGAGGUAUCUCCAGUGUCUGCCAACCAGUGGGAGGAGUCUCUGCUGUCUGCCAGCCAGCCUGUGGGGUCUCCAGGACGUACCAGCAGUCCUGUGUGUCCAGCUGCCGAAGAACCUGCUAA
This is a messenger RNA of Chlorocebus sabaeus (green monkey), 932 nucleotides long. It is a transcript of the gene KRTAP11-1, whose product is annotated as keratin associated protein 11-1. Gene Ontology annotation, molecular function: structural molecule activity. Gene Ontology annotation, cellular component: keratin filament. NCBI's taxonomy places the organism in Eukaryota, Metazoa, Chordata, Mammalia, Primates, Cercopithecidae. The record is from RefSeq and is a predicted model, not a curated record.